AUGAUGCUUUCAGAGGUCGAAUCGUGGGUUCUAGACGAGUCUGAUGGCGCCGACGCUGAUCUAGGUCCACCUACUGAUAGGGGCCCACCAGGAAGGACCUGGGCCUCCCGAGGGGCCCCACAAGAGGGGUCCCCCGGAGCUCCCUCAGGAUCUGCAGUAGACUUGGAUGAUUUCCUAGGGGACUACGAGCAGCCACAGACGUCAUUAUGGGCUACAGGAACAGAUGUCGAUCUGUCGCCUCUGGGGCCCGGCACGAAUGACGGUGCAGCAGCAGCAACAGUAGCUGCUGCAACAGCAGCCGCAGCAGCAGUUGCCAAAGACAGAUCUAGCUGGCCGCUUCUUCAGUCAGAGGAGCCGGCCCGCAGUGGGCUUACCAGGAGGACAGGGGAAGAUUCAACUGACCCUCGGAGGCCUCUGCAAGGGCCCAAACCCCCUUGGGCUCCCCCCAGCUUGAACUGCAGUGACAAGCCAGCAUCUGGUUCUUUAGGUCCUACGGCGCUUGGGCGCAUGCGCUGGGUGGAGAAUUGCUUUUGGGACUUCAUGUCUCACGGGAGCAUCCGUGGCUUGUGUCGCGAAGUAUAUUCUUCUGUCUUUCUGUCAUAUUUAUAUGUUUUUGUCUUGCUAGUUAAUGGGUGGGUGUUGCUGCGGUGGCUUUCCCUGGCCCCCGUGGACGGAAUUCUCGUUACUGCGGAGACCUUCGUUUCUUUCAUGCUCAUUUUUGAGGUUACCCUCAGGUCAAUUGUUCUGGGCCCUGCCUGCUUAUCGUCAUGUGCCCACAUCUUUGACUGUGCCGUCACUGCCAUCUCCGUGACCCUCUUUAUCAACAGCGGAGAUCUCCAGUCACUUUUCAAGGCUUCUCGGGCCCCUCCUGUGCCUCACGGGACUUCUGGGGCCCCAGGCGCCGCUGACGACGUCCUGAGAGAAUUUAUGACGGCGCUGCGGAUCGUCACGCAAGUUGUGCGUCUCGUGCCUCUCGCAAUGCACCAGAAGCGAGCGAAACUGCCGCAGGAUGGUGUCGACUUCUCGCGUUUGGACCCUUACGACGACCUCUGA
Molecule: messenger RNA, 1053 nt
Organism: Eimeria necatrix
Lineage: Eukaryota; Apicomplexa; Conoidasida; Eucoccidiorida; Eimeriidae
Exons: 3
Coding region: 1-1053 (350 amino acids)
Source: RefSeq, a predicted model, not a curated record